GUCAGUUGGUACUAAAUGAUGUAAUGCUGAAAGUUGACUUCUGUUAAUGUUGCAUACCUACGCUGUGUUGCCUUUGCAAACUAUUUUGUGUUGGUCACUUCUUCUGUUUGUAUAUUUAGAGAUAUUCUUCGAGUCUUGUUGUGUUAUCUGUCCACCACAACUAUGUUCAGUACAUCACAGGGUAGCAAGAUAAGAUUUCAAGGAAUAUCAUCAAAUAAUAUCCAUGCCUGACCAUCUGGAUUGUAAGCAAAUAAGUGAGGUUUUACCGGAAAACGGGGAGGACAUCGUUACUCCAUGGGAAGUAUCGACAAGUUCAAGCAGCGGAGUUGACUAUGAUAAUCUUAUUGUUCGGUUUGGAUGCUCAAAAAUCAACAGUGAUUUGCUUCAACGACUUUCAAACAUUUGUCCAAAACCGCUUCAUCACCUUUUGAGACGUCAAAUUUUCUUCUCUCAUAGGGAUUUAGAACAAAUUAUAUUGCGCAUUGAGCAGAAAAAGCCAUUCUUUCUGUAUACAGGUAGGGGUCCUUCUUCAGAAUCCCUACAUCUUGGGCAUGUCAUUCCAUUCAUUCUGAAUAAGUGGCUUCAGGACGUCUUUGACGUUCCUCUCGUAAUCCAGCUAACUGAUGAUGAGAAGUUUUUGUGGAAAAAUCUGUCCAUUUCCGAAGUUCGUCAUCUAACUCGUGAGAACGCGAAAGAUAUUAUUGCAAUGGGUUUUGACCCUAAGAAGACGUUUAUUUUCAGUGAUUUUGAGUACAUGGGAACAUGCCCAAACUUUUAUCGUACCAUUUGUCAAAUACAACGCUUAGUUACAUACAAUCAAGUCCGUGCAAUUUUCGGUUUCAAUGAUAGUGAUUGCAUUGGAAAAAUAUCUUUUCCAGCUAUUCAAGCAGCUCCUUCAUUUGCUCAAUCUUUUCCAUCAGUCUUUCAAAAUAUUAAAAAGCCAGAGGAGGUGGGCUGUUUAAUCCCAUGCGCUAUCGAUCAAGACCCAUACUUUAGAAUGACACGAGAUGUUGCUCCUCGCCUUGGACUGCCAAAACCAUGUCUUAUGUACUCAGUAUUCUUUCCUGCCUUACAAGGGAAUCAAACAAAAAUGAGUGCAAGCAAUCCAAAUACGUCAAUAUUUCUAACAGAUACACCGAAACAAAUUAAAAAUAAGAUCAAUAAAUAUGCAUAUUCCGGUGGUGGGGAUACAGUCACUGAACAUAGAGAACGUGGUGGAAAUUGUGAUGUUGAUGUAUCCUAUCAGUAUUUGAGAUUUUUCCUGGAGGAUGAUCAGAAGUUGGAACAAAUACGUCAAGAUUAUUCUAGUGGAAAAAUGUUAACCGGUGAAUUGAAAAAAGAAUUGGUAACACUCUUGACAGAUUUUGUUGGAGAGCAUCAAAGGAGAAGAGCAGCAGUUACAGAAGAAAUAAUUGAUGAAUUUAUGACUCCUCAUCCAUUGAAGCUUCCUUUCAUCUGAAUAUAUAUAUAUAUAUAUAUAUAUAUAUAUAUAUAUAUAUAUUGAAUUAUUCAUUUUGCAUAUCAAAUUAAUAACUUGAAGGAUAUUGAAAAUAUAACCUUUGUGAAUAAACUUGUAUGGAUAAUAAUGUUGUGUAUUGUUUCACAUGUUGUACUGGGCAUUUGACUAUUGAAAACCUUACAUCAGAUGUACACUUCACUACAAUCUAUUUUUACCAAGCUGUACAUUUCAUUCCCCCCCCUCCGACCCCAAAAAUAUUCAAUACCAACCUAUUAGUGGUGCAUUUGUGCAUCUUGAAUAUUGGAGUGACUUAAAGAUCACUCAAGCAACUGCUGAGAUAACCUGCAUUUCACGAAAAACUAUCCCCCCUACCCCUCAGUCGAAAUCCUGAAAUUUGAUGGGUUAACUUAGCAGUUGCUAGAGUUAUUCGAAUAUUGUACAGGCUCUGUCUAUCCUGCACUUUAAAUUUUGCGAUCAUUGUGAAUUAUCAAUGUUACACAUUUGGUUUAAGAAAUCACAACGAUUACAAAUGUUUAAACACCUCACUAUAAACAAUUUUAUCAUAACAGUUUAAUGUAUCUCGCA
Messenger RNA from Heterobilharzia americana, 2044 nucleotides. The record is from the annotation of a GenBank genome assembly. Lineage: Eukaryota; Metazoa; Platyhelminthes; Trematoda; Strigeidida; Schistosomatidae.